AAUUGUACACUGUAGUAGUUCUCUUUAGAAACUCACUCUCUUAAAGACUUUAGCAUUGGUCCUUUGUUGAAAAUUUUAACUAUAACGAUAAUUUUCAAUUAAAAACAUUAUGAUCCAGUUAAGAUUCGUGUUAUAUUUUGUUUUUGCAAUAUUAACAAUCGUGCACCAUGACGUGGCAGCAAAUAGCAGCAGCUCGGAAGAAGCAAUUGAAAGUAAAGACAGGCGUUUCAUCAACGAAGCUUGCAAUGACUUGUCCACCUGUCUGGAGGAAAAAAAUUUACAUCUAUUAUCUUCCUGGUUCAUGCUGGGCGUCUCGAUUUUUCCACUGACGUACGAAAUACUACAAUUGGAAAAGAAAACAAAAAAAGCCUUAGAUGAAAAAAAACGGAAAGGGAUACGUCAAUUGUGUCCUGACGUUAUGAAAGACGAAGACUUUGAUGUGGUAAAAUACCGACAAAAUUGUCGAGAUUGGGCUGACGAAUGUUUUAAAGAGUAUGUAUUGGAUAUCAUACAUCCCAAUCGCAAAGGUCGAUCGCCCGAAAAACCACUUGUUGACCAGGCGGGUGACGUGGUGGACGGAGAGGGCGAAAAGAUUUAUUAUAAAUGGGAAUUCUUCCCAGGCGCUGGAAGCGAUUUAUUUACAAAAGAAACACCGGAAGCAACAUCUUCAGCUCAUCCUACUAGAAUUGUUCCCGUUAGAAGACGUCGAUAACAAUUUCUCACCCUCGUUCGCAUAUUUUAUGUAAA
Molecule: messenger RNA, 747 nt
Organism: Adelges cooleyi (spruce gall adelgid)
Lineage: Eukaryota; Metazoa; Arthropoda; Insecta; Hemiptera; Adelgidae
Exons: 4
Coding region: 110-712 (200 amino acids)
Source: RefSeq, a predicted model, not a curated record